Molecule: messenger RNA, 6275 nt
Organism: Lonchura striata (white-rumped munia)
Lineage: Eukaryota; Metazoa; Chordata; Aves; Passeriformes; Estrildidae
Source: RefSeq, a predicted model, not a curated record
GGAGGGGGAAGCAGCAGCAGAAGCGCCGCAGCUUUGAAGUGAUUACAUGUCAGGAGCAGAGAUGAGAGAGACGUAAAGACUGCAUGAUCCGUGUUACAUUUAUCUUUGUUUUUAUGGUGUUUUCCAGUUAUAGAGUAUUGGUUAGCUUUGAAAAUGCUGGACGUUUGGCGGUUCUAUUGUUUCCUUGUAGUCAGUCACAAGCAGGAAGAUUGGGAGAUAUCUGUAUCGCAACCACAACGAAAUAAUUAGUUUUCUUUCUCAUACAAACUACUUCUGAUAUUGGUGUACCCUUUACAUCUGUUUGUAACAGUGCUUCUGCAUUGUUGUAUAGGUCUUUUUAAGCGCUGUUUCCCUCUAUCUGAUUAGCCUGAAUCUUUCCAAUUUUUUUGCAUCCCUUCUGGAUCAUAUUUCUCUAAGUAACAAGCCAAGUCUGUUGUUUUUUUCCGUGGAGUAUCAAAAUUCUUAUUGAAUCCAUCUUUGUCUUGGUGAGCAAGGUUUGAGUCAAUCAGCAACAAAACUAUUCUUGCUAUGUAAAACAGUUUUUGUAGUAUAGAGUAAUGUAAUGUGCCUCUUAUGGUUCAAUGUGUGAGAAAUUCGAAUUUUUAUACUUACUGCCUUAUCUUGGUUGUCUUAUUCUUUCUAUAGAAGAAAAUUUCACCCUUCUGGCAGUUGUGAUUAGAACAGAUCAAGCCUCCAGUGGCUGAGCCAAAUGAACUUGGAUACAGAUUUUUUUUUGCAAAACCUCUCACCUCUACCAAGUUGAAGUUCUUUGUGAGAAUCUGGAGAAGCUGUUUUGACAUCUGUUAAAAAGUUAUACCAUCUCAGGGAAGCAGCAGCACACUGUGGUUUUCUUGGAGCAGCAACUCUGGUCAGUAAUGAGCAGAUGAGAACGAGUUAAACAGUGCCUGGUAAACAACGCAAUCACAGUGGCAACAGUGUACAAGCAAAGACAUCAAAGAGCAGGGGACUUUGGUGUUCCCAUGUCAGUAGGAAACAUGCCCAGGAUCUCAGCUGCCAGAGUGCCUGCAAUUUUUACAUAGAUUUAUAUAGGUCUUGUAACCAUGUCUGUUAAUGCGACAGAGAAUGAUCCUCCCAGAUUCUUUGUGGGUGGAGAAGAUGGAGAAGGAUUAUUGGAUUCAGCCAGAUCUACAGAUUAUGAACACUUCUAUGACCAUGGGGAAGAAGAGGAGGAAGAGUAUGACUCUCCACCAGAAAGACAAAUUGCAGUUGGGAUUUGUUCAAUGGCUAAGAAAUCAAAGUCCAAACCAAUGAAAGAAAUUCUUGAACGCCUCUCCAUGUUUAAGUAUAUAACUGUGGUGAUAUUUGAAGAGGAUGUUAUUUUGAACGAGCCAGUAGAAAAUUGGCCUUUAUGUGACUGUCUCAUUUCUUUUCACUCUAAAGGGUUUCCACUGGACAAAGCAGUAGCUUAUGCAAAACUCAGGAAUCCAUUCAUAAUCAAUGACUUGAAUAUGCAGUAUCACAUACAAGACAGAAGAGAAGUCUAUGGUAUUCUUAAAGCUGAAGGAAUUUUACUUCCUCGCUAUGCAGUUCUGAACCGUGAUCCAAACAAUCCCCAAGAAUGCAACUUGAUUGAAGGAGAAGAUCAUGUAGAAGUGAAUGGAGAAAUUUUCCAGAAGCCCUUUGUAGAAAAGCCAGUUAGUGCUGAGGACCACAAUGUUUACAUUUAUUAUCCAACAUCUGCUGGGGGUGGAAGCCAGAGGCUCUUUCGAAAGAUUGGCAGCCGGAGCAGUGUUUAUUCUCCUGAAAGCAGUGUGAGGAAAACAGGCUCUUAUAUUUAUGAGGAAUUCAUGCCUACAGAUGGAACUGAUGUGAAGGUGUACACAGUAGGUCCAGACUAUGCUCAUGCUGAGGCCCGGAAGUCUCCAGCUCUGGAUGGCAAAGUAGAACGAGACAGUGAAGGAAAAGAAGUGAGAUAUCCAGUCAUUCUGAAUGCAAGAGAGAAGUUAAUUGCUUGGAAAGUAUGCCUUGCCUUUAAGCAAACAGUUUGUGGCUUUGAUUUGCUACGUGCAAAUGGACAGUCCUAUGUCUGUGAUGUGAACGGCUUCAGUUUUGUGAAAAACUCCAUGAAAUACUAUGAUGAUUGUGCUAAGAUACUGGGAAAUAUCAUAAUGAGAGAACUUGCUCCCCAAUUUCAAAUACCGUGGUCAAUUCCUUUGGAAGCUGAAGACAUUCCUAUUGUGCCAACCACUUCUGGAACAAUGAUGGAGCUUAGAUGUGUUAUAGCUGUAAUACGCCAUGGGGAUCGAACACCAAAGCAAAAAAUGAAAAUGGAAGUAAAACAUCAGAGAUUUUUUGAUCUCUUUGAAAAAUGUGAUGGAUAUAAAUCUGGAAAACUGAAACUGAAAAAACCAAAACAGUUGCAGGAAGUACUUGAUAUAGCAAGGCAGCUCCUUGUAGAACUUGGGCAAAACAAUGAUUCUGAAAUUGAAGAAAGUAAAGCAAAACUUGAACAGCUAAAGACUGUGUUGGAAAUGUAUGGGCAUUUUUCAGGCAUAAACCGCAAAGUUCAGUUAACAUAUCUUCCUCAUGGCUGCCCUAAGACUUCCAGUGAAGAGGAAGAUAAUAGAAGAAAUGAGCCAUCACUGCUUCUGGUUCUAAAAUGGGGAGGAGAGUUGACUCCUGCAGGCAGGGUUCAAGCAGAGGAACUUGGAAGAGCUUUCAGGUGUAUGUAUCCAGGUGGACAAGGAGAUUAUGCUGGAUUUCCUGGAUGUGGAUUACUUAGAUUACAUAGCACUUAUCGACAUGAUCUCAAAAUCUAUGCUUCUGAUGAGGGACGAGUUCAGAUGACUGCAGCAGCUUUUGCAAAGGGACUACUGGCCUUAGAGGGAGAGCUGACUCCUAUUCUUGUCCAGAUGGUAAAAAGUGCUAAUAUGAAUGGUCUGUUGGACAGUGACAGUGAUUCUUUAAGCAGCUGUCAACAUCGUGUUAAAGCAAGGCUCCAUGAAAUUCUCCAGAGAGACAGAGAAUUUACUGCUGAUGACUAUGAUAAGCUCACUCCAUCUGGAAGCAUCUCACUGAUAAAAUCAAUGCAGGUUAUUAAAAAUCCUGUAAAGACAUGUGACAAGGUCUAUUACUUGAUACAGAGUUUGACUUCUCAGAUCAGGCAGAGAAUGGAAGACCCAAAGUCCGCAGAUAUUCAGCUGUACCACAGUGAAACUCUAGAACUGAUGUUGCGCAGGUGGGCCAAGUUGGAAAAAGACUUCAAAACAAAAAAUGGAAGAUAUGAUAUUAGCAAAAUUCCUGAUAUUUAUGACUGUAUAAAAUAUGAUGUACAACACAAUGGAUCGUUAAAAUUAGAAAACACAAUGGAAUUAUAUAGGCUUUCAAAGGCUUUAGCUGACAUUGUGAUUCCUCAGGAAUAUGGUAUUUCUAAAGCUGAGAAAUUGGAGAUUGCCAAAGGUUACUGCACUCCCCUAGUCAGAAAAAUUCGUUCUGAUCUUCAGAGAACUCAAGAUGAUGACACUGUAAAUAAGCUUCACCCUCUCUAUUCCAGAGGUGUUAUGUCCCCAGAACGCCAUGUUCGUACCCGUCUGUAUUUCACCAGUGAGAGUCAUGUCCACUCUCUGUUAUCCACCCUUCGUUAUGGUGCCUUAUGUGACGAAUCAAAAGAUGAACAAUGGAAACGAGCUAUGGAUUACUUAAAUGUGGUCAAUGAACUAAAUUACAUGACACAGAUUGUAAUCAUGCUCUAUGAGGAUCCAAACAAGGAACUUUCUUCGGAAGAACGUUUUCAUGUAGAGCUGCAUUUCAGUCCAGGAGCUAAAGGCUGUGAGGAAGAUAAAAAUCUACCAUCUGGAUAUGGAUACAGACCUGCCUCCAGAGAGAAUGAAGGCUCAAAGAAAACCUCUCAUAGAAAUGACAGCGAUGAGGAGGUUCACGCUUCGAAACGAGAUGAAACAGAUCGCUCAGUAGUGAUGUUCAAGCCUAUGGUAUCAGACCCAAUUCACAUACACAGAAAGUCACCCCUUCCGAGAUCCAGGAAGAUUGGUUCUGUUGAAGAAGAGAGCCCCCUGAGUGUGUCUAGCCCAGAGUGUAUUGGUACCUGGCUGCAUUACACCAGUGGUGUGGGUACUGGGCGUCGAAGACGCAGAUCAGGGGAACAAAUCACUUCUUCCCCUGUCUCCCCUAAAUCACUGGCUUUCACAUCCAGUAUUUUUGGCUCAUGGCAACAGGUCCUAUCAGAAUGCAAUAGUAACUUACGAACACCAAGAACUAUUCUGGAACAAAAGCAGAGUGGUCUAGGGUCUCACUGUGCGGGCCUGUUUAGCACCUCAGUGCUCGGGGGUUCUUCAAGUGCACCUAACCUACAGGAUUAUGCUCGUACGCAUCGUAAAAAGCUGACUUCUUCUGGCUUCAUAGAUGGUUUUGAACUGUAUUCGAUGGUGCCUUCUAUUUGCCCUUUGGAAACCCUACACAAUUCCUUGUCUCUGAAGCAGGUGGAUGAAUUUCUGGCUUCUGUUGCUGCUCCAUCAAGGGAAAAUCUACAGGAGACAUCUUCUCCAACUUACAUGAUGCCCCAUUCAGGAAGAAAAAUUUCUUUAAAUACAUUUACCCCUGCGAAAAUUCAACCGACUCCGCUUGAAACUUUGCCUGAAAGGCUAGUGAUGGAGAAACUAACCUUAUCUACUCUUGGACAUCCUGUUAAUGCAUCUAAUAUUAAACCAUCUCUUGAAGAGGCCUCACUAGAUGCAGAACUUUGUGGUGAAGCUCUUUCUGAGAAGAAAUGAUCAGACAAAACUGGAAACAACUUCUUAAACGGUUCUUUAGUGUGCGUUCAAGCAAAUAAUUGAGAUGUCAAAAGCCACUUCUGUCUGCAUCUGCAAUUCAUAGUGCACUUAAAAAUCUUUAUACAUGGUUAACUAGUGUGCACAGUAUUCAGGUCAAGCGUCUUUUCUCAUUUUCUAAAACAUAGUAUACUUAUCAGUUUUAUGAGCAUCACAGGUUUUAAUGGAAAAGCUGCACAUGAACCUUUUCUGUGUCUUCAAAUAUCUACUGUAAACAUGCACAAAAAGAAGAUGGUACGUAAUACAGUGGCUCUGUUGUUGUCACUAUAAUGAAAUCAUUUUCUGUUGUCUUCAUAAACUUCUAUUUUCAGGAGUUUAUAAUCUCCCUGUGAAUUUCUUCUGUGUGCUAAAACAGGAUAUGCAUCUUGACUUUUUUUUUAAUUUAACUACAUUUCCAAAGAGAUCUCUUUUCAGUGGUUUUGGAGAUAAGCAGAUAUUUCUGCAUUUUAAUUAUAUUAUAUAUAUGCUGCAAUAAUUAGGCAUGAUGGAGUGAGUUCAUGUAUCAGCACUUUUGAUUACUCUUUUUUUUCCUGUGUUUACAUCAGAUCUGUAACAUUCAAAUCUACCUUCUCUUUUAUUGUUUAAUACACAUGCUUGUAUACAGAGAGAGACUGUGGACUACCAGAACUCAUACUAUUCCAAAUACUCAGGAUUCAUCAUGGCCUGGGAAUUUUCAUACCUCCCUGCUUCCAAUCUGCUGGUUGACAGCAAAAAAACCCCCCACAAAAUGAAAAAAAGCCCAAAAAAUUCCCACACAAACCAACCAAAAAAACACCAACAAACCAACAAAAAACCAAACCAAACAACAAAAAAGGAAAAAUAGUUAAACAUUUUAUGAGAUGUAAGAAGCAUUUCUAAAUUGGUGGAACAUGGAGUUAUGGUGUUGUCUAGAAUUAUUAUCCAAUCUAAGUAGUUUUUGUAAUGUUUUUCUGUGGCAUGAAAAAUUACAGGGUUAUGAGUACCCCAAAUGUAUGAAAAUAUAGACCCCUUCUUUAAGUUCAAGUGGCCACGUAGUAAGAAUGGACUUUAUAACUGCAAGUUAGGAAAUUCAUUUCAUGUUUCAGCUGCAGAAGACAGCUUAUGAGUAAAAUACUUAAGUAGGGCUCUUACUUGUCUCCAGAGCCAGUGCAAGUUGCACUAGUUACAUUCACUGGUUACUAGUUACAUUCACUUUGUCACAGGGACUUUUUUCAGUGUUUACCAUAUAUGAAAUGGCUUCAGCAGAUGAUUAACAGUGCUGAUUAAAUACCAAAAAUAUGAAGGGUUUCACAGCUAUGUAUUUCAAGCAUUUCAUUUUCCAUAGUGUUACUGUGUUACUUAGAAUGUUGGUCUUGCAUACAACUGAAUGUACCCUUGUUUACCGUUUAAAAAGAGAACCUAAAAAUUUAAGUAUAUGUAUCAUUCCAGUCAACCAAAGCUGUGGCAUAACUUUUUUUACGUGCUUCUAAAUAAAAGCAAGGUCACUAGCAA